AACAUCUAUAACUACCAGAUUGUGCUUCCACGUGACAUUGAGGGAUUGCAUAUCACGGAUUGCAAUGUUGAUUGCAGUGAGGAAUACCCACUUUUCUCCAGGUUUAUCCUCUUCUCACUUUCCUCCUUUUCAUCUCUUAUAUGUCUUCAUAUAAAAGAUUGUGGGAAUAUGAAAAAGUUGUUCUCCCCAAACUGUGUGCCGCCAAAUUUACAAAGGCUUAGAGUUGGUGGGUGUAAGCAAUUGGAGGAAAUAAUAACAUCAGAAGUUGAACCGGAGGAAAGAGGAAUGGUUAUCACGGAGUUUCAUCUUCCACAACUACGACAAUUGUUGUUGAAUGGUCUACCGGAAUUGAAGAGCAUUUGCAGUGCUGGUGGAGUACUGGUUUGUGAUUCUCUUGUCGUAUUUCAGAUUGUAUACUGUCCAAAAUUAAAGAGGAUGGGUCUUAAUCUUCCCAAACUUGAUAAUGUCCCACCAUCUGCAUCUGCAAAUCUUUCUCUUUCAGUUCAGGAGUAUUGCAAUGUUAAUUGCAGUGAAGAAUACCCGCUUUUCUCCAGGUUUAUCCUCUUCUCACUUUCCUCCUUUUCAUCUCUUAAAUCUCUUUAUAUAAAUGAUUGUGGGAAUAUGAAAAAGUUGUUCUCCCCAAACUGUGUGCCGCCAAAUUUACAAAUGCUCAGUGUCAGAAGUUGUAAGCAAUUGGAGGAAAUAAUAACAUCAGAAGUUGAAACGGAGGAAAGAGGAAUGGUUAUCACGGAGUUUCAUCUUCCACAAUUAGGGCUAUUGAGUUUGGGGGAUCUACCGGAAUUGAAGAACAUUUGCAGUGCUGGUGGAGUACUGGUUUGUGAUUCUCUUGGAAUAAUUGGGAUUGUAGACUGUCCAAAAUUAAAGAGGAUGGGCCUUAAUCUUCCCAAACUUGAUAAUGUCCCACCAUCUGCAUCUGCAAAUCUUUCUCUUUCAGUUCGGAUAAGACCAAAGAAGUGGUGGGAAUCAGUGGAAUGGGAUGGUCCCCAACCCAAGUCUCUUUUCGACCCCUUCGUGAGCUUUAGGUAAAAGGUAAAGGGAGGAUCAAACGGAGCAGUUGAGUUUGUAACAUU
Messenger RNA from Hibiscus syriacus, 1091 nucleotides. RefSeq lists its product as uncharacterized. NCBI's taxonomy places the organism in Eukaryota, Viridiplantae, Streptophyta, Magnoliopsida, Malvales, Malvaceae. The coding region runs from base 169 to 1047 and encodes 292 amino acids. The transcript has a single exon. The record is from RefSeq and is a predicted model, not a curated record.